Messenger RNA from Schistocerca cancellata (South American locust), 3194 nucleotides. RefSeq names its product FAST kinase domain-containing protein 1, mitochondrial. The coding region runs from base 255 to 3170 and encodes 971 amino acids. The record is from RefSeq and is a predicted model, not a curated record. The transcript has 10 exons. NCBI's taxonomy places the organism in Eukaryota, Metazoa, Arthropoda, Insecta, Orthoptera, Acrididae.
GUGAAGUGUGGUGUGCUCGUGGUGUUCCAAACAUGGUGAAGGUGAAAAGUAAACAAAGCUGCGUUUCAGUGAUGACAUUCGCUCGAUUGUUGUUCGAAAUCGACUAGGAUGUUACUUGUAAGAAGACUAACCAGUGUUAUUUGAGGGAUUCGCUGCGAUGAGAUAAAUGUAGAUCUAAGAUACAACACUAGCAGAGACGAGAGCAGGGAACGAACUAUAUGUUGUUAUUCACAUGUAUCACUUAAGAGAUUUGUAUGAUGUGUGCAUGGCAGAGGUUUGGUUCAACAAUAAUGGAAAGAAACAUACGCCUGACAUAUAAUUUACUCAAUGAGAGAUGUAUGAGAAUAUGUGCCGUUCUGAGCACUGUAAAAUCACCACAUUGCCGAAUUCACAGGGGUAACAAUCAGACUGCAGUUGAAGUUAUGAGCAAGAAUGUUUCUCUUAGAUAUUUAGCACAUUCUGCAGACACUGAUGACAGCGAAUCAGAUGAAUUUAGUGAACAGGAUGAUGAUCCAGACUAUGAAAAACUUAAGGAAAUGAGUGAAUCUUUGAGAAACUUCUUGUAUCCAGAUUCUGAAGACCCUCUGUUGCUCAAAUUGAAGACCUGUAUGUCAGUACAGGAAGUAUUUAAUAUUAUUAGACCCACAGAGCUUCAACUUACUUCCCAACAUGUGAGCCAAGCUGUGUUAGUGCUGUGGGAUCUGCAGAAAAUAUUUUACAGGGUGUAUGCCAAAGAAGAAGACGAGGCUAAGUUUUACAACCCAGCAGUAGGCACAUCAGACUCACUGAGACAUUAUAUUAAUGUUGUCAGUAAUCAUGAAGAUUUUAAACAUUUGAUAGAGCUUGUAAAUAGAACUUAUAUUCAAAUGACACCUGAUGCUGCAACAUGUACAUUACUGUAUUUAAGAAAGAUGGACGUACACUUGACACAUCCAGUUAUGCAAAAUUUAGUAGCAUAUUGUGCUUCACUCAUUGAGUCGUUAUCAACACAUUUCCCACUUACUGCCUUAUCCAGGUUUACAGUGGCAGUUUAUAUACCAAAUAGUAUUUGGACAUGCAUGAUUCUAAAAGAAGUUAUUCCGCUCAUUUACAGUGCACUAGAUAGAUGUGAAAAUAUACAAGACUUCCACUUAAUAACAGUGUGCAUGAAAAAUGCACAUGCUUUGCUGAACUGGUCUUUUAUAAAAUUAUACAAGGAAAUAGCUGAGGGACUCGUGUCAAGAGGAGAAAUGACAGCUCAGGGGACAAGGACAAUUCUUAAGGCUGCUGUAUUUCUCAGUCUUCCACAAUGGUCACAAAAAAAUGCUUCAACAAUAAAGAUUCUGUUGUUGUCUUUGAAGGGAAAAGUCUCAGAACUAACUCCAGAGGAGUUGUUUAUGCUGCAUAAGGUUUUUGUCAGUCAUCUGGAGCCUGCUGAUCUCUUGGAAGAAAUAAAAUCAUGUGCGAAUAAGUUUCUUUCAAGAAUAAGUAAUGAUGACAGCAGGUCUGUAGCAACAUUGGAAGCAACUGCAAAACUUCUUUCUUGUGUGGUUCCCUUUUCACCACCAUCAAAGAAAAAUGUUUUUCAAGAACUGGCAAGGCAGCAUAUUCAAGAUGGCGUCUUCUCAUCUUCUCUCCCAACAGUUUUCAAAUUGAUGUGGCACCUGAAAACACAUGACACACGUCUGUGUGAUGCCUUUUGGAAUAAAAUGCUCCAAGAUUUAGAAAACUCUGAAGCAGAAAGGGAAGGCUCCCAGUUGCUGAGAACUGCAUAUAGGUACAUACAUUUCAGUAACAGUCUUGGUGGAAAGUAUAGGCAUUUUGAGUUUGAAAGAAGCUUGCUUCAGUGGCUACUGCAUGAAAUGGAAAAUGGUCUGUCUGGUAUAAUUCCAUCAAAAUUUGCAAUGAUUGCAGCAUUUUUGUUAGCUUUUGGAAACACUUUCCAAGGAGAAGUUAUUGAUGAGGUUUUUAUUGCAAGAGUAGUUGACAGAUUGGUUGAAAUGGCACCACAGUUUACUUCAGUUGACUGCUUGAAUAUAUCUAGAGGAUUUCAGCGUGGAGUGGAAAUGUGUUAUAAGAAGGGUGCUCAUAAAAUUUUGUUAACUCAGUAUGCAAAAGUUAAUUCUGUACUUAAUACUUGUGCUCAGAGGCAUUUGAGUGAGAAAAACUUGGACAUUGUAACUAUUAAUGUGAUAGGAAGAGCAUUUGUUAAUCCCAGAAGCAGCUCGCAGACUGAUAUUUUUGAACACAUCAUUGAUGGAUACGAAAAAUGUAAUGAUCCACUAUCAUCAAGGAUAAUACGAGAUGCAGUAUGGAACUUUCGCAGCUUUGACUACUUGGCACCUACAACAGUUGACAGAAUGGUGGACUAUAUUACGCAUAAUAAGGCACAUGUACUUGCUGAAACUGCAGAAAAAUUGCUCACCCUUUGUUAUGUGCAUGGCUAUACACCCACAGGUGCAGGUUCUUUUUUUUCUGCAAUGAUAGAUCUUAUUCUCAGGGACAGAGAUUUCAUGGUUAGUCUAGCAGUCAUUCGUUCAUCUCUUGCUCUCUGCUUUUACAACAGUUUGCCAAAGUCUUUAAUUCAUUAUAUUUUCACUGUUGACUUUCUGGAGUGGAUCGAAGCAGAGUUGUCACAGUGCUAUUCGAAGGAUACUUAUCCUGUCCGUGUUCGUCAUAAUUUGAUGGAGCUUAACCGUGCAGUUUGUUUGGAUUAUCCUGAUGCUGAUGUACCUUGGUUUCAUAAAAAAUACUGCCAGGAACUUGCUGUUUCAGAACCAAAACUGAAGUCCGUUUUCCAGCAGGAUGUGCUGAAGCAUCUCAUCACAGUUGUGGGUGGAAAACAGUUUAUAGAAUCAGAUGUGUUUUCACCAUAUUCAUAUAAAAUUGAUUUCUUGUUGCUGUUGGAUGCUGAAAACAAUCCUGUCAACACCAAAUUCAUCUCAGAUCAUCAAAUAUCAAAAAUUGCCGUUUUGCUGCUGAGAGAAGAUGCAUUCAGUGGAGAGCGGUUGAAGGGGCCCCAGCAGAUGAAGCAACGACACCUUGAGAUGUUGGGCUAUCGUGUGGUUGGCAUUGCAGCACGAUUGUGGCAGUCAAUGUUCAUGGCAGAGCCAGAGGCUAAAGCUAGAUUCCUAGAAGAUUGUAUCUUUCAGAAACAACCUACCAAACAGUCUGAAUUAUACAUCAAAUAAAGAAACAUUGCCUGUUUUUAUUCA